AUGUUCAGGGUGGUGGUCGUGACAGGAGCUAAUAAGGGGAUUGGGGUGGUGGUCGUGACAGGAGCUAAUAAGGGGAUUGGAUAUAUGUUUCCAUCACUAGAUGUCAUGGACCCUGCUAGUGUUGCUUCCUUGGCAGACUUCAUCAAGAAACAAUUCGGGAAGCUCGACUUACUGGUUGUAGGUUCCAAGGCUAAAAUGCUUAAGGAAAUUCUUAAGGAAGGUUAUGAGCAAUCAGAAGCCUGCCUAGGAACCAACUACUAUGGUGUUAAGCAUGUGACAAAAGCACUUUUACCUCUUCUUCAGAAAUCAAAUUCAGCCAGGCUUGUUAAUCUUAUGUCCCAUGAAAGAGCUAAGGAGGAGCUUGGAGAUGUUAAUGGGCUCACAGAGGAGAAAGUGGACGAGGUGGUGAAGGGAUUUUUGAAGGAUGUCAAGGAGGGUUUGCAGGAAAGUAAAGGUUGGCCAAUAAAUUUCUCUAUUUAUAUGGUCUCUAAAGCAGCUCUUAAUGCCUACACAAGGAUUUUGACAAAGACAUAUCCCAAUAUUGCUAUAAAUGCAGUAUGUCCUGGAUCUGUGAAAACAUAUAUAAAUUAUAACUGUGGGAUAGCAACUGUCAAAAAAGGUGCAAAAAGUCCUGUGAUGCUGGCUCUUAUGCCUGACGGUGGCCCUUCAGGCAUAUUUUACAGUUGUAUUAACAGAAAAAAUGUAGUACUUAUCUGA
Ilex paraguariensis (yerba mate) is the source of this 717-nucleotide messenger RNA. The record is from the annotation of a GenBank genome assembly. NCBI's taxonomy places the organism in Eukaryota, Viridiplantae, Streptophyta, Magnoliopsida, Aquifoliales, Aquifoliaceae.